CUCCUUUCACCCUCAUCACCACACAUCAUGUCGACUCAAAUCUCCAAGAAGAGGAAGUUCGUGGCUGACGGUGUCUUCGCCGCCGAGCUCAACGAGUUCUUCACCCGCGAGCUCUCCGAGGAGGGAUACUCCGGCUGUGAGGUUCGUGUCACCCACGCCCGCACCGAGAUCAUCAUCCGUGCUACCCACACCCAGGACGUCCUCGGUGACAAGGGCCGUCGCAUUCGCGAACUCACUGCUCUCGUCCAGAAGCGCUUCCGCUUCCCUGAGGGAUCCCUCGAGCUCUACGCCGAGAAGGUCCAGAACCGUGGUCUUCACGCCGUCGCCCAGUGCGAGUCGCUCCGCUACAAGCUCCUCGGUGGUCUCGCCGUCCGCCGUGCCGCCUACGGUGUCCUCCGCUUCGUCAUGGAGUCCGGCGCCAAGGGUUGCGAGGUCAUCAUUUCGGGCAAGCUCCGUGCCGCCCGUGCCAAGUCGAUGAAGUUCACCGACGGCUUCAUGAUCCACUCUGGUCAGCCCGUCCGUGACUUUGUUGACGAGGCUGUCCGCCACGUUCUCAUGAAGCAGGGUGUCCUUGGUAUCAAGGUCAAGAUCAUGUCCGGCUGGGACCCGACUGGCCAGGCUGGCAAGCCCUUCCCUCUCCCCGACGCCGUCACCAUCCUCGAGCCCAAGGAGGAGGCACCCAUCACCGCCCCCAUCUCCGAGUCUCGUCAGCCUGCCGCCUCCGAGGUUGUCCCCGGCCAGGCUUUCCCUGGUCAGGACAACGUCGCCCCUGCUGUCGCUGCUGAGGCACCUGGUCUCCAGGCCGGUGCCCCCGGCGCUGCCUACUAAGCGGCCAAGCGGCACGUGUUGCACUAGCAUGAUGACGACGGCGAUGCGCUAGCAGUGUCAUUACUUCUCUAGCCUUGUACUUUCUUCUCCUUUCUCCUUUUCAAUGUUCACGCCUGCGAUCGUCGUCGCAUCACACGAUCUAUCCACGCGCCCCUGCACCGUCUGCCCUCAGCGCUGCCCUCAGAAUGCGAACGAGGGAGCGAAUCUUAAGUGAAAGCGAAGCACGCUCGUGGUGGGAACGAGAUCAUCCAUUUCGAUUAAGGAUCGACUGCGUGGCGGGCUCGAAAUGUCGAUCGCUCCAGAUGGUGUUCUAGCCG
Molecule: messenger RNA, 1145 nt
Organism: Jaminaea rosea
Lineage: Eukaryota; Fungi; Basidiomycota; Exobasidiomycetes; Microstromatales
Product: putative 40S ribosomal protein S3
Exons: 2
Coding region: 28-828 (266 amino acids)
Biological process (GO): translation
Cellular component (GO): nucleus; cytosolic small ribosomal subunit
Molecular function (GO): RNA binding; structural constituent of ribosome
Source: RefSeq, a predicted model, not a curated record